Molecule: messenger RNA, 1044 nt
Organism: Fonsecaea multimorphosa CBS 102226
Lineage: Eukaryota; Fungi; Ascomycota; Eurotiomycetes; Chaetothyriales; Herpotrichiellaceae
Exons: 6
Coding region: 1-1044 (347 amino acids)
Source: RefSeq, a predicted model, not a curated record
AUGCCAGCCAACGACCUCGAGAAGGGGGACCAUACCGCCGGUGAGCGUUCGCAGGGUGUCACCAAGUGGGAUUUGUUGCGCCGCCUCGGUAUAAGAUAUUCUUCCGAGCAACACCAACAUGAUCAUAAGGUUCUGGAGGAGGAUGAAACCGAUGUUCGCGCCCUCGAGUGCGCUGUCAAGGGAUGGCCGAGGAUAGCAACAUUCGUUGACAGCGACCCGAACUUCAUGAUCUUUCGACGUUUCGGAUUCCUGAGGACGAGGCUGCUGUUGUGGCAUCAAGAUGUCCUCCGAGAAAUGGAGUCCAGGCUUGACUACCAGGACAUGCAGGACGCCGCAUCGCCAGGCACACGGCGCUAUCUCUCGAACAGGGAUGGCGACGAUAUGCGAACCCCAGCUGUCCGCAAGGUUUUGUUUCAGGAGCUUGAUACGCAAUUGAAAGCUUAUGUAGAUGACCUUUUGUCUCGGUCGGCAGCCAUGUACCAGUGGCAAAGGCCUGACGAAGAGGACCGCGCGAGUAUCGCCAAUUUGAUUUAUAAUGACGGAAGCCUCGCUCGAAGAGACAGGAGCUGGAUCAGGAAGAUCGAUGACUUGAUUGUUCUUGGUGGAGAACAAAACUCUACCUGGGUCCACGGUCUGGUCAGCCACCUCUUCACAUGGACCAGCAGGUCCUUAGUCAGAUGCUUACUGCGCAGCAAAAUCCAGGACCGGAAACUCGAAGGGUCAGCAAUACAUGUCCAGCUGUAUGAGAGAAAGCGCUUCAACCGGGUAGUCGGAUUUCUGUACACCAUUGUCAUUGUAGCCUUGAUCAUGUGUCCUGUCUUGGUCCUUUACAGGUUGCGACACCUGGAUGGGUACGCACAGAACUUGUUGGCGUUUGCAUUCACGAUCGCCUUUGCCUUGCUCUGUUCGACUGCAACGGCCGCAAAGCAACACGAGAUAUUCGGGGUGACUGCAGCCUACUGUGCGGUACUUGUAGUCUUUACUAACCAAAACACAAAUGGCGACACGCAAGCGCCGACAACGAUCCCACAGACGUCAUCUUGA